This is a messenger RNA of Aspergillus saccharolyticus JOP 1030-1, 1872 nucleotides long. RefSeq lists its product as uncharacterized. Bases 1 to 1872 code for a protein of 623 amino acids. NCBI's taxonomy places the organism in Eukaryota, Fungi, Ascomycota, Eurotiomycetes, Eurotiales, Aspergillaceae. Gene Ontology annotation, molecular function: transketolase activity. The transcript has 6 exons. Gene Ontology annotation, cellular component: cytosol. Gene Ontology annotation, biological process: pentose-phosphate shunt. The record is from RefSeq and is a predicted model, not a curated record.
AUGGCUGUCAGUCUCGACAACUCGCUCGUCAAUGGCGCAUCCACCUCACCGCUGGUCCACCAGCUUUUCAAAGACCAUGAUCAAGUCUUGAAGACCUUCCGCCUUCUCAUCGCCGAUCUCUGUCAGCAGUUCGGUGGAGGUCAUCCUGGAGGAGCGAUCGGUAUGGCGGCUACUGGGGUCGCACUGUGGCGCUAUGUUAUGCAAUAUGCUCCUCAUACUCCUGACUAUUUCAACCGUGAUCGUUUCGUUCUCUCCAACGCCAAGUCGUAUCAUUCCGACCGUGUUGACGCAUUGUGCCCGGGUCACCCCGAGAUCGAGCAUGAGGGCAUCGAAGUCACAACAGGGCCACUGGGCCAGGGCAUUACCAAUGCGGUUGGUUUGGCUAUGGCUACCAAGAACCUCGCGGCCAAGUUCAAUCGACUGGGCUACGACAUCGUGUCGAAUCACACUUGGUGCAUGAUCGGCGAUGCCUGUCUGCAGGAGGGUGUCGGACUGGAGGCUAUUUCAUUUGCUGGACACCUCAAACUCAAUAACUUGACUGUCAUUUAUGACAACAACCAGAUUACCCGCGGUGGGUCUGUGGACUUAACCAACACGGAGGACGUUGAUACCAAGAUGCAUGCUUGCGGCUGGGACGUGAUUGAUGUCGAGGAUGGCUGCUAUGAUAUUGAAGGUCUCCCUACUUUCAUCAACGUACGAACGGUUAUCGGACUGGGUAGUCAGGUCGCAGGAAUGGCGGCCGCCCACGGUGCCGCCUUUGAGUCUCCUGACGUCGCCGACAUGAAGAGAAACUAUGAUUUCGACCCAGAUGAGACAUUGGUCAUUGGUGAAGAAGUCCGUAAAUUCUUCCAGGACCUCCCCUCUCGAGGAGAGACCCUUGUUAACAACUGGAACGCUUUGGUCAAGCGAUACAGUGAAGAGUUUCCGGAUUUGGGAGCCGAAUUUCAGCGCCGUAUGCGGGGAGAGCUUCCCCUCAACUGGAAAGACCUGAUUCCUUCCACUUUUCCUGAAAGGCCCACAGCUUCGAGAGCUUCAUCCGGCUUAGUAUUCAACCCUAUUGCAAAAGAGUUCGAGAACUUCAUGGUGGGGAAUGUUGACCUUUCCCCGUCCGUGAACAUGAUAUGGCCAGGAGAAGUAGAUUUCCAACACCCCGCAUUGAUAACUAGAUGCGGUAUCAAUGGUAAUUACUUCGGUCGAUAUAUCCAGUAUGAUGUUCGCGAGCAUGCGAUGUGUACCAUUUCUCAUGGUAUGGCCGCCUUUGCUUCAGAUACCUUUAUUCCCGUCACCUCAUCCUUCCUCAUGUUCUACCUCUAUGCCGCACCUUCUGUCCGAAUGGGUGCCCUUCAACAUCUCCAGGUCAUCCAUGCGGCCACUCAUGACUCGAUUGGAAUGGAAGAGGACGGACCUACGCAUCAGCCCAUCGAGCUCGCGGCGCUAUACCGAGCCAUGCCCAACCUCUUGUACAUUCGCCCAGCCGAAAAUGCUGCCGUGACAAUCAUCGGCGUCGGAGCGGAGCUAUCCUUUGCACUGGAGGUUGCUCAGCACAUGAAAGAAGCCCAGGGAGUUGUGGCGCGGGUUAUCAGUUUUCCAUGUCAGCGAUUGUUCGAGCAACAGCCAGUAGAAAACAGGAGAGAGGUACUGAGAAGACACCAGGAUAUUCCGGCUGUUGUGAUUGAGCCAUAUGCACCGAAUGGAUGGGAGCGGUAUGCCGAUGCAGGAAUUUCUGUCCGCCGAUUUGGUCACAGUUUGCCCGGCAAAGCGGCAUACAAAUUCUUUGGUUACGAGACCGGAGUACUUUCAGCCAAAGUAAGCGACUACCUGGCUCGCCUAAAGAAGGGAGAAGCACUUAGAGGUGAAUUCAUCGAUCUGUAG